Molecule: messenger RNA, 1382 nt
Organism: Heteronotia binoei (common prickly gecko)
Lineage: Eukaryota; Metazoa; Chordata; Lepidosauria; Squamata; Gekkonidae
Gene: TMOD4
Product: tropomodulin 4
Exons: 9
Coding region: 55-1101 (348 amino acids)
Biological process (GO): muscle contraction; pointed-end actin filament capping; myofibril assembly
Cellular component (GO): myofibril; striated muscle thin filament
Molecular function (GO): tropomyosin binding
Source: RefSeq, a predicted model, not a curated record
UGUUUCUGUAUCAUCGGACGGGGCGUUCCCAAGUCCAGGCAAGCUGUUCCCACCAUGACGACCUCAUACCAGAAGGAGCUGGAGAAAUAUCGGGACAUUGAUGAAGACAAGAUCCUAAAGGAACUUUCACCGGAGGAGCUGGCCCAGUUGGACUUGGAGCUGCAGGAAAUGGAUCCUGAAAACGUCAUGCUCCCAGCUGGGCUUCGCCAGCGAGACCAGACCAAGAAGAGCCCGACAGGACCGUUGGACCGGGAUGCCCUCAUGCAACACCUGGAGAAGCAGGCGCUGGAGGUGAAGGAGCGCGAAGACCUGGUGCCCUUCACAGGCGAGAAGAAAGGGAAACCCUUCAUUCCAAAGAAUCCCAAGCGAGAGAUCCCCAAAGAAGAACAGAUCACGCUGGAGCCUGAGCUGGAAGAGGCCUUGGCUAAUGCCACCGAUGCAGAGAUGUGCGACAUUGCAGCCAUCCUCGGCAUGUACACCCUGAUGAGCAACAAACAGUACUACGACGCCAUCUGCAGCGGCAACAUCACCAACACGGAAGGAAUCAACAGUGUGGUGCAGCCAGAUACAUACAAACCAGUCCCAGACGAGCCCCCCAACCCCACCAACGUGGAUGAGACGCUGAAGAAAAUACAGAGUAAUGACAAGGAGCUUGAAGAAGUCAACCUUAAUAAUAUUAAGGACAUUCCCAUUCAGACGCUGAAAGAAAUUUGUGAAGCCAUGAAAUCCAACACUCAAGUGAAGAGGCUCAGUCUAGUGGCUACCCGGAGCAAUGACCCAGUGGCACAUGCAGUGGCUGAAAUGCUAAAGGAGAACAAGACGCUCCAAAUCCUCAACAUAGAAUCCAACUUCAUCACCAGCGCUGGGAUGAUGGAAGUGAUUAAAGCCAUGAAGAAGAACACCACGCUGUGCGAGCUGAAGGUGGACAACCAGUGUCAACAACUGGGGGACUCUGUGGAGAUGGAGAUGGCCGCCAUGCUGGAAAACUGUCCCUCCAUCGUCCGGUUUGGCUAUCACUUCACACAGCAGGGACCAAGAGCCAGGGCAUCUUUUGCUAUAACCAAGAACAACGAACUGCGCCGCAAACAGAAGAAAACAUAAUGAUUUCCUCCUGGCCGGAAUCCAGAGUGCCCUUCGCAUCCUCUUGUGCCUAAAACAUCGUUCCUGAGCUCAGGCCUUCUCCGAAGGUCACAGUUUUUCAGAUGGAAUUUUCUUUUUCUUUUCUUUUUUUAAAAAGGAUAUUUUGGAGACCGUCUCCUCCUCUCCCCCCUCCCUACACCCCGCCUCGCUGUCGCCAGCUCAGGUUCUUUCUUCCUCGGAGUCGUAGUACCAUGUCUUAGACCUUCAUUACCUCUGUAAAUAAAGAGCUCUCAGACUGAUAA